Peromyscus californicus insignis is the source of this 7431-nucleotide messenger RNA. Its product is annotated as disks large homolog 5-like. The coding region runs from base 6487 to 7416 and encodes 309 amino acids. Lineage: Eukaryota; Metazoa; Chordata; Mammalia; Rodentia; Cricetidae. The record is from RefSeq and is a predicted model, not a curated record. The transcript is spliced from 4 exons.
AACAGGAAGAAAUUCCAAAGUGUUUUUCUUUUAUAACUGAGAUUUUAUUGGUUGAGGACCAGCAGAAAAACAUGUUAUUUCAGUUUGGUUUUCCUUCUUUUUGCAUGCCACAAUUCUUAAGAGUAGGUUUCCAUCUGCAAUAAGACCUAGCAUACAGGAAAGAACACUGUGAUACCUUAACUAACUCUUCAGAUCUCUAAGCUGCCUCCUUCUGACUACCCAUCAAAUGGCAGGUUAGGGCAAGAAAAAAGCAUCCAUGGUAAAAAAAAAAAAAAAGAAUAAAAAGGAAACCCAACACUAAGGAGACUGAGUUAGAAGGAUUUCUGGGAAUGUGAGGCCAGCCUUGAGAGAGAAAACUUUCAGGGACAGAGAGAGGCAUGAAGGCAAAGGAAAAUGGGAAAUUCGGAAUGGGUUUGCUCAAAGUGGGAUAUGUUCACUGUUUUCUACUACUAAUCUCCACUAGCAUUUGUUAAAAAAGGUGACAACAGCUGAGGCAGAGUCAGCACCUGUCCCAGGACUCCACUUUCCAAAAUGGGACAGGAUGAACUGCUGUUACACUGCCAUCCAGUGAGUGACAGCCUCGGAAGUCAUCAACUACCAUGAUGAGAGGAAAUAGGGAAAGCCUCAUGGCUUUCUGCUUUCUGGUCAAUCCCACUUCAAGUUGUGUUUAAUGUUGGAGAAGGGACAGGCUGGAGGACAAAUUUCAAACAGCUUUGUUCCCCAAGGCCCAGGUACUGCAGAUGGCACAAUACACAUCUCCUAAUAAGAGAAUACUGACGAUAAACUGAGUCUCAGAAAUGGUAGACAAUUAUUUGAACUGUUUACAUACAGACUGAGUCUGCCCCAUCACCACUGACCUUUCUCUUUUGAGCAGUGAACUUUUGUAGUAGGAGAGGAUUAUUGGAUGGGAAGUUGUCCCGAAGCAAUGAUGAUAACUGUAGCCUUUGGGCAACUUCCUUAAUUACCAGCCCCAAAACAUCUGCAUAGCUUGACCACCUUUGUGCUUCCCUGAGCAGAGUGAGGCCUGACCUCUGUGAAACUCCAUAAGGAACCAUUGUCAUGGUUACAUGUGUGCCCUUGACAGGUUGACAGCUCACUCUUCUAAAGUGGCCUGUGAUUCACAACAAUAAUAACGUGAGCAGGAAUCAAUUUCUGUUGAGUCAGUGCAGACAUGCUUUGUGGGAAGACCUGAUCACACAUCAGUGAGUAUACAUGACAAGGAGCUUUCUUGAAAGGGAUCACAAAGGCAUGGUUCAUUAUUCCAGGGGUUUUCAAGGCAGAAGACAAAUGUCAUUUUGAGAAGGUUUUACAUAGCAAAGACCAGGGGAACAGCCUCAUUAGUGCAUUCCAUGAAUGACAUAUAGGAGGGGACACCAUGCCCACACUGCAUAAAAACCUCCAUGAAGAUCUUCACAACCAUCAUGUGCCUAUGAAGGCAGCCGCUAGAUCAAUGGAGGACAGGCCUCUUCUGUUAUAUUAGCUGCCUGUUAUAUGCCUUCAUGGGAGUAGUACAUAAGGAAGGAAAGGCAGCAGAGACCUUGUUGGGACUCAAUUUUGUUAUCUUUACUGAGAAGCAACAAUUUUCCACGUGAGCUCAUGGUGCCUCUUUACCCAUGCUCACAAUCUCCAAUGCAACAGCAAGGACUCUUCCAAGCACCACUGUUUCCUACCUACCUUACCUUUCUAUUUGUGUAAUAUAUAGUUUAUUCCAUCUGGACUCUGUGCUGUGUGUGCUGGUGUCUGUGCCCAUUUCACUUGGAAAGAGCCAGUGUUCCUCAGAAUAUACUUGAGUUGUAAGAGAAGGGCUGUAAACACUGACCUCUAUCAAUAUCCACGUUAUUUUUGUUUCAGAAUGGCUGAGCAUAAUCCAAGGCUAAUUAUAAAUUACAAAAUAGCUUCAGAAAAACCUGGACUCAAAAGCAUCCACUGCUUUAACCCUAAAGAGAAACAGGUACUAGAGAGUUCCAGAAUAUCAAUGUAACCAGGCUUACCUCUAACACAAAAACUGCCUGGACACAGCCAUACCCUGAAAGUAGCCCAGGCCAACAUGGUCUCUGAAAAAGCCCAUGCUAAGCACCUAAAGUGAAAGUAGACCAGAAUUAACCAUUAAACCAUGAUGUCAAGAGAGAAGUAUUCCAAGGCCUGAGGAUGAACCUGAUGAAGACCAGGAAUAAAGCCUAAAUUAACAAUGGCUUUACCUCAUUCAGAAAGGUCACAGACCAACCCUAAGAAUAAAAGUGCCAAAUCCUGACCUAAGAGAGGCCUGCACCCAAACCUGAAGCUGAAUAAGCUCUGACCCAGAGGAAAAACAGAGGUAUCCCUGGGCCAGUCCAUUAAAUGGAAGAGCCAAGGCCAAAGGAGAAAAGGAAAAGUAACAAAAUGAAAUGAAACAAAAAGUAAAGAAAAGAACGCCAAUGUCUAUCCUGACCCUGAAGGAGGCUGGCCCCAACCAAGAGGGAGAUGAGUUCUGCCCUAUCCCUCAGAAGAAAAAGACGUGGCUCAAAGAAGAAAAAGGAGAGUAUCCAUGACUCAACUUUACCUGGACUGAAGGCAGGGCCCUCACCAGGAUGAGAAGUUGGCCUCAGCAUAACUCUGACCAUGAAGACUGGGCCAAACUAAGAAAGGACACAGGCCCAGACCAAUCCUUCAAAUGAAAGAGGCCGGGACAAAGCAGGAAAAGGGAACACAGACAGGGGCCUAACACUUACCCUGACAAAAGCCUGAGAUAAAACAAGGGGAGAAGAAGACCUGGGACAUUCUCUUAAAUGACAGAGGCCAAGGACCAACCAAGAUAAAACUAUUGUCUGCCUAUAAUUCUUACCCUGAUGAAGUAUGGGCCUAAGCAAGAAGAGAUGUGGGCCACAUCAUAACCUUAAUGCUGACAAAGACCAGGCCAAAACCGAGAAAAGUAGUGGGCCUGAGUCCCAUUCUAGCUAUGCAUAUGCCUGGGCCCUAAUCAAGAAGAGAAGUGGGGCUGGGGCAGCCCCUUAAAGAAUGAACACCCAGAGAAAACCAAGAAAACAGCUAUGCCCAGCUCUAACUUUUAUUCUGAAGACACCAAGGACCAAAUGAAGAAGUAGGUCUUUAGCUAGAGUUUUCUCCAGUCCUGCCUGGAGAAAACUGCCAACAGUCAGUUCAUGUCUCUCUACAUGCCAGUCCCGAAGGUGCUCAAACCCAACCAAGUAAACACACAGAGACUUAUAUUACUUAUAAACUGUAUGGCUGUGGCAGGCUUCUUGCUAACUGUUCUUAUAUCUUAAAUCAACCCAUUUCUAUUAAUCUAUAAGUUGCCCACGUGUCUUGUGGCUUACCAGUAUUUAAUCCCCAUUGAAAUCCCAACAAACAUCUUCACAGAUUUUCAAAGAACAAUUUUCAACUUCAUAUUGAAAACCAAAACCCAGGAUAGCCAAAACAAUCACGUACAAUGAAGGAAUGUCUGGCAUCACCAUCCCUGACCAAAUGGUCUACUAUAGAGCUAUAUUAUAAAAACAACUUGGUAUUGGUUUAAAAAUUGACACAUAGAUCAAUGGAAUUGAAUCAAAGACCCUGACUUUAAUCCAAAAACAUAUGAAUACCUGAUUUUUGACAAAGAAGCUAAAAUUAUACAAUGAAAAAAAGAAAGCAUCUUCAACAAAUGGUGCUGGCGUACUGGCAUAACUGUAUGUUGACACAUGCAAGAAUGCAAAUUGAUCCAUUAUCUAUGACCAUGUACAAAACUCAAGUCCAAAUGGAUCAAAGACCUCAACAUAAAUCCAGUUACACUGAACCUGAUAGAAGAGAAGUAGCAGAGACACUGAGAGCAACACCUAAUAAACGGGACCUCCUGCAACUGAGAAGCUCCUGUAAGGCAAAGGAAAGGGUCAACAAGACAAAAUGAUAGCCUACAGAAUAGGAAAAGACCUUCACCAAACCCACAUCUGACAGAGGGCUGAUCUCCAAAAUAUAUAAAGAAUUCAAGAAACUAGACAUCAAAAAACCAAAGAAUCCAACUUAAAAAAAUGGGGUACAUAUCUAAACAGAGAAUUCACAACAGAAGAAUAUUAAUGGCCAAAAGACAUUUAAGGAAUUGCUCAAAAUCCUUAGCCAUCAGGGAAAUGCAAAUCAAAUGACACUAAGAUACCAUCCCACUAACAACCUCAUAGGUUGAGUGAGCUCUACUGACACUGGGGAAAUCUUCAUAACCAUGUGACUUUUUUUGAGCCCACCAAUCUCUAAAAUUCUGAGGAUCUUCCCUGGGUGAAUGUUCACUUCAGAGGUCUCAUCCCUACUACUCCCCAUUAUCCUGACCUCAUCUCUAAGCAUCCUUACUUUCUCAAAUUAUUGAUUAUUAAUCUUGGGGAGGGGAAAAUACAACCCUGGACAGCACAUGCAAAAUGAGCUUUCAAUUUCACUUAGAUAAAGUUUCUGAUGAAGCAGAGGCCUAGAUUUCUGGCUUUGGAAGGAGGAUCUACCUAAAGGCUUCCAUUGUGAACCCAGAGGUUCCUGCAAAUGGCACCUUGGUUUCAAGUCACUUUUGGGUGAGGUAUGAGACAGGGAUGUAACAGCUAUACCAUGUGACAUCAGCACAUGGACAUUCUACUGUAUCCUGGAGAGCCCUGGCAUUCCAUGUGAUGUCACCAGUGUUGUGGCAACACCAACUGUCAUUGGGGCAUUUGUGCAGUGUCUCGUGUUUCACCUACAGACAUGCUGACUAGACUGAACAGGAUUGUUGGGAGACAGGAUGGCAAGCACAGGGAGACCAAUAGGAGGCAGAAGGAAGAUGCUCUUCAGUCUCCAUGUCACACAUCAAGAAAUAGAUGGUUCUGGGGAAAGCGCAGUGAGUCCUGGGAAAGAGAUGGGGAGCUUCCUGAAGGAGGAAGGCUUCAGCUGAUCCUUCUAGGAGUGGGGCUAAGGGGGUGAGAGUUUCUGAGAAGCCAUGGGCCUAUCCUAGUCCUCUGAGUUCUUAAAGAGCAGAACAAAGUUGUGGAUUUUUCAAGGUUAGUUUGGCAGAGAGCCAGGGAUGGUCAAGGCUGCAGCUGUUCUGUUGAGGGCUCUCUGCUUUCACUCUGAGUGGGAAGGAAGCACAGAGGGACUAAAGAGGUUUCAGUACCAGCCCUGCACUUCACCCACACUGGAUUUCUUUUGGUGUGUGUCACUAAUAACAAGAAGAGUAAAGUUACCUGGCCAGAGCUAGAGGUUCUUACACUUAAAUAACAACCCACUAGCAGGGCAGGAGCCACCAAGUAUUGCUGCAUGUCAGUGAUCCCUAAGGUUUCUGAGUUUCUGCCUCUCACUAGCCAGUCAUCUUCCCUCUACCUUGAGUGCAGGACUGGGACAUCACUCUUCCUGUAAGUAUUUGUUCUUGGUGUCAAGAGGGCUCACCUGUGGAUGCCCAGUUCAUAGGUAUUUUCAGUCACACUUUCAAUGGUUGAUAACAACUUUGCUAACAAAAUGAUGGAUGGAAUGUAUUCCCUGAAGCUUUGGGUAAAAGUUUCAUCUUUACCUAUAUGACUUACCAUUGCUCUGACAGGACCCACACAAUACUCCGCCAUCCUCAUACAUUGUAACUGCCCCAUGGAUCUUCUCUGAUGUGCUUAUUUACCUCAUGGAACUGAUCUUCCUUCCCCAUUAUACUGAGCUAAUUUCUUAGCAUCCUUUAUUUCUCAUCUUGUUAGUUAGAGAUCAUCAGGAUGAGAAGAGCCAUUCCUGGGCACAGUUUGGAAAAUGAGUCUUACCCUCCAUACAUGAUGUACUAUUGAAUUAGAAUGAACUAGAUUCUAAUGAAUCAGAGAGAUCUCUGGAUUCGAAGGAGGAGGUGCUGAAGGCCUUCCCCUGUGUCGAAGGGAAGGCUCCUGGAAAGGGCAGCUUGGCUUUUGGUGAAUUGGGGAAGAGUUUGUUAUAAGAUAGGUGAAGGCUGUUGGCAGUGACCCUAACAGUCCCUUCUCUGGAAAUUCUGUUGUAUCCUGGAGAGCCCUUGGCAUCUUUUGUGAAAUCACCAGUGUUGUGGCAAUGCCAACUGCCCUUGAGGCAUUCAUUAAGUGCGUACAGGGUUCACGAAUAAACAUGUUGGCAAGACUGAGCAUACUGGCUGGAAGAGAGAUCUCUGUUUUUUUCGGGAGAGGUUGAGGCCAGAACUAGACCUUCUAGUAAUGGGGUUCAGUAGCUAUAAUCAUCUGAAGCCAUGGGCCUAUGCUGCUUAUCUGGGUUCCUAAAGAGCAGAUCCAAAGUGGAGGUUUCUGAUGGGUAGUUGGCAGAGGGCCAGGAAUGGUCAAGGAUGCAACUGCUGUGCUAGGACAUUUUCAGUUCAUUCUGAUUGUCAAAGAAUGCCAAAGGAGGCACAGAACCACUAAUGAGUUAUCAGGGUAGCAUGUUGGUAUACUUUAUUCUCAGUGGAUUUCUGUAGGUUUCAUGGAUAUCUGAUAUAAAUACCAGAGAGUGAAACUUUCCAACCAUGUACCUAGGUCUGAGACAUUCAGUUGCUUUUAGUCAUGCACACAGGUUAUCCGGAUGGGAGAUACAAAGCACCAGAGAGUCCAGGACUUUCUUGCAUCACAUCAGGUAUUGGCUGACAAUUCCAAACCAACAUGGCUGGCCUUGCUUAUGCCUUUCAGGGACAGUGGGGCUGCAGUAGGGCCUGAGUCAUAUAUCUAUCCUCAGAGAUUGGAGACAGACACAUGGCUUAUGGUCCCCAGUUUAAAGAUAGCUGCUCUGAAUUUUGGGGCUUCGCUGGGUCCCAUGCAUUUCCUCUUCCUCAGGCCUCCUCUUGGAACUCCACAUGAUCUCUCUUGGCUCAGUGCCAUUCAUCUGGACAAAUACAGUUGUGUUUAUGUACCUACAGGGACUACUAGGAAGGCAUCAUCCACACCCUUCUUCCUCACUGAGCAGGAGCAACAGCUGAACCAGGUGGAUAAACUGACCCUUCAGCUACAGAUGAUGACCAAUGAGAGGAAUGAACUGCUUGAAUUCCUGGCCCUUUAUAACAACAAUGAGUUGAACAACAGGCUGAAAUAUGAGCUUGAGAUGCUGAAAACACAGCAUAAGAAGGAGAUGUCAGAUGUGAAGAAAUUCCCCAAGGAGAUUUGUGAGGUCUCGUACAAGUGCAAGGAGCUGAGUGAGCAGACCAACUCCUACCGCACCCUCUACAGUCAGCUCCUGAGGGAAAGGACUCAGCUAAAGGAAAAAAUGAGCAUGUUGAAAGAGGACAACAGAAAGCUGCAGGGGGAGCAGAUUUUACUACAAGAGUCCUGCGAGGAGGCGAGAAGGCUCUGUGAGGAGGCCCAUGAGAAGAUCUAUGACCUCUGGACAAAGCAGCAGCAGGAACAUCAAAGACUUAAGGAAAAUCUUCAGUCCCUGAGGAAGCAGAAGGAGCUGCUCACCCAGCAAAUGGACUUGGCAGUAAAGCUGCAGCAUCAUUUCACUGUGUCCCAGAUGAGGUAGGAACCCAGGAUUCCA